Molecule: messenger RNA, 1327 nt
Organism: Neurospora tetraspora
Lineage: Eukaryota; Fungi; Ascomycota; Sordariomycetes; Sordariales; Sordariaceae
Exons: 2
Coding region: 226-951 (241 amino acids)
Biological process (GO): mitochondrial respiratory chain complex IV assembly
Cellular component (GO): mitochondrial inner membrane
Source: RefSeq, a predicted model, not a curated record
CGUGCACGCUAUCGACAUCACCCCAUCCGACCGAUCCUAGCUACGAGUUUUGUUCCUACGUUAGCUUUCACGACGUCGCUCCUCUAACAGCAACGACAUACUUGUCUCCGCACGCAAUUCCUAACCCUCGCACUUCCACCUUCUUCCUCAUCCCAACGACGACGAAGACGACAAUACCACCACCACCACCACACCACCAAAGGUAACCCGACACCAACAGCAACCAUGAAGGUCAUCAGCAAGGAAGAGGAGCAGGCUCACUACCGCGAGGUAGUCAAGGGCGGUUUGAUCGGUGGUACCGGCGGUCUCAUCCUCGGUCUCGGCGGUGUCAUGUUCGGCAUGAAGCGCUACCAGCUGAUCCGCCAGCUCUCGCUCCCCUUCCGCGCCUUCCUGGUUACCUCGGCGGGCACCUUCGGCGCCAUCAUCCUGGCCGAGCGCUACAGCGUCACCUUCCAGCGCGCCAAGGACCCCGGGAUGAAGUACCUCGAGGCCGGCAGGAAGAAGCACGAGGCGGAGCACCUGGCCAACAUGACCCCGGCUCAGCGCUUCAAGGAAUGGGGCCGCGAGAACCGCUACAGCAUCGUUUUUGCGUCCUGGAUCGCCGCCAUGGGCGCCGCCAUGGCCAUCGUCAACCGCAACAAGUACCUCAGCGCCAGCCAGAAGCUCGUCCAGGCCCGUGUGUACGCCCAGGGCCUGACGCUCGCCGUCCUCAUCGCCACGGCCGCCUUCGAGACCGCCGACGCCAAGAGCGGCAAGGGCAGGUGGGAGACCGUCAUGGUCGUUGAUCCCAACGAUCCUACUCACCAGCACUUGAUCGAGAAGAAGAUCAAGAAGGAGGAGUACGAGGGUCAGAACCUCUGGCAGGAUAUGGUCGCUGCCGAGGAGAAGAGACUCGCCCAUAAGAAGGCCAUGGAGGAGGCUGAGGCCAACAAGGCUUCCGCUUCCGCUUAAGCGCACUGCGCCAGCAGUCAGAUUGCCAUGACAAAGAGAGCGAUAGUUCCCUCUAUGUCUCACUCGAGAUCUAUCUUGUCCACCUUCUUCUCUCCAUACCGGCCAUAUCGCAUAUGGUCAUCGGUGGGGGAGGGCGAAGGUGAAGACGAAAUCAAAAUUGGAAAUCCAGAAAUCAAGCGAGGGAGGAAAAAAAAGAGAAAGCCGUGGGUGUUGGCAAACGUCGUUUGUUAUCACCACGGCUAUUGGAAACUCACCGGCGCGCACUACCUACGCUACCUAACCUAACAUACCUUACCUUCUACUACCUCACACAUCAACAUCUCUACUCUCUUCUACAUACUCAAAUUUUGCAUUAGCACCGGUGUUUCAUUUCGAA